GUGGAAGUGAUGUUGGGUAGGUUUAAAAAAUACACUGAAGCACAGAAGGAGAUGGUCUUAGAUUCUGAGCAGACCCCUGCACAAAAGAUACAAGUUUUAGCAAGUCAGGGGCCAUUAGCAGCAAAGCGAACAGUUAGGAGUAAUGCCGAUUUUAUCAAAGGUGAAAGCAUUUCCCAAUCUACCUGGAACACAUAUUUCUCGCAUUUUUAUGGGUAUUGUAGUUUUGUGCUUUCGUUGGCAGAAAAGCCAUUUCCUAUGUCCACAGCGAAAGUUGAGGGUUGUCUUGCUAUCCAGAAGUGCGCCGGUUCGAUGAAUGUUGCUAAGUGUGCUCUUAAGAAAGUUUGCCACUGUUUUCAGUUGAAGUUCCCGGAGGUUGACGCUGCUUCGAUCUCCCGUGGGAUCAAGAAGUGGCAGCCUCCUACUAGAUCAAUGGAUCCUAUUUCCCCCGCGUGUUUAAAUCUUCUGUUGCAGGAUCCUAAUACUAUCGCAAGUUUUAAAUUUUUGAUUUCAGUCUGUUGGAUUUUUUUACUGAGGUGUGGAGACGAAGGAAUUUUUCUGAAGCGUUCCUUUUCUGACGAAGACCGUGAUCUGAGUAAGAAAGAAACUGAAGCAUCACUCUGCUAUUUGGUGUGAUGAGGAGGCUUGCUCGGUUACUAUUAGGCUUAGAUCUAGGAAAAAUCGACUUGAAGGGGAUUGCAUCACCCGGCAGUGCACGUGCGCUGAUGUUGAGUCUUCCGGCGAAGAAGGCGAGAUGCAAGCCUUUUCUUGGGCGAGGGAUUUUUGUCCUUUUCAUUGUUUUUUUAAGGCCCACGUUUUGAAGUAUGACCCGGGCCAGCGAGUCUUUCCGCGACUCGACUACCCUCUUGUUCUGUCUACUUUGAAGCGUUCGUUGGCUGACAAUCAUCAAGUAGGUUGUUGGGGAACACAUUCAUGUCGUCGCGGUGGUUGUGCUGCAAUUGCAGCAGCUGGAGGUAGUUUAAGUCAGAUUUUGGUGGCUGGAUCUUGGAGUAAUAAGAAUUUUGCUUGGCGUAGGUAUGUUAACGAGCGCAAUCUUCAGUGCGCAGGUAUGAUCAAGGCGGCAAAGGCCGAACUUCAGUCAGAUAAUCAUAUUGACGAUUUUGUUUCUGCCGGUGAAAGUGAGAAUGAGGACGCAGAUGUGUAGGGUUGUGUACGAUUGAAAUUCAGAUGGCCUUUGUUAGUAGAUCGAUUCAUAAGUUGCUGAACUGAAGUCGAAUUUGUAUCAGGCAGGUGGUUUCUUGACACAGCGAGUUUUGGCCAUGGGCGUGCGAUCAAUGGUGUUCUGUUUUUUCGCUGUUGUCGAGUGUAAUGAGUCGAUGAGGCAAAGGAAGCAUAGCCGUCUAACGUGCAGGCUUCCAUCGUGAUCGGUGCGUGCACUUGGUGUUUUCUG
This is a messenger RNA of Amoebophrya sp. A25, 1408 nucleotides long. The record is from the annotation of a GenBank genome assembly. Lineage: Eukaryota; Dinophyceae; Syndiniales; Amoebophryaceae.